AUGGCCGCGCUCCCGCAGAACAACCUGCAGGCGCAGCUGGCGCGGCACUCGGCCCAGAAGCUGCGCGACGGCCCGAGCCUCGGGAAGCCGAGGCCUGUAGGUUUCACUUUUAAAAAGAAAAUCGCUUCAGCCAAGGAUGCCUCUGUACCAAAAACACCUGUGCUAAGUGAUAAAGACGUCAACGUGACGCAGGCCUCUCCCUUCAGCAAGCCUUCACCCCUCACCACGAAGCAGCGGACCGUCAGCGACUUCACAGAUGCCCCGGCGGGGCGGCAGGCCUCGAGCGCCACCCCGCCGCCUUUCCCGCUGGGGCGAUGGCAGGCGCCCUGGGGGGGUUCACGGGCCGCCCAGAAGGCGCCGGCCACGGGAGAGCCCCACAGCUCAGCGCUCAAGAGAUUAGAGUUUAGCUCUUCAUCAGAUUCUUUGAUCGCCACCGAGGACUGGGAUGACAUGGACGACUUUGACACCUCCGGAAAUUCAAAAGCCUUUGUCACGCCCCGCAGAAACGCCUUUGUCAGAGUCAGCACCGCCCAGAAACCCAGAAGGCCUAAGAGAAGCUGCCCCGGAGCCCAGCUUCAGAAAGCGGCUGUGGUCAAGGCUGCCGCAGCGCCUCCGUCCUCCUCCUGGGCGGAGAUCACCCGGCAGACGGAGGGCCUGAGCCGGCUGCUGCGCCAGCACGCGGAGGACCUGAGCGCCGGGCCGCUGAGCAAGCUGAGCCUGCUGAUCCGGGGGCGCCAGCAGCUGCGCCGGGCCUACAGCGAGCAGUGGCAGCAGCUGCAGCAGGAGCUCGCCAAGGCCCACAGCCAGGACAUCGAGAAGCUGAAGAGCCAGUACCGCACCCUGGCGCGGGACAGCGCCCAGGCCCGGCGCAAGUACCAGGACGCCAGCAGAGACAAGGACCGCGACAAGGCCAAGGACAAGUACGUGCGCAGCCUCUGGAAGCUGCUGGCCCACCACAACCGCUACGUGCUGGGCCUGCGGGCCGCGCAGCUGCACCACCAGCACCACCACCAGCGCCUGCUGCCCGGGCUGCUGCAGUCGCUGCAGGAGCUGCACCAGGAGAUGGCCCGCAUCCUGGAGCAGGCAGCACCUGUGUGCGGGGCGGGCGGGCUGCGGGCACCUUCCACCACAGGACGCUGGGCCGCCUGGGGAGCCAGACGGUGGCCUCACCGCCCUUCCCGUGGGCGCAGGCUGUCCUCGGUGACCGAGGAGCUGGCCGUGGCCACCGAGGCCGUGAUGGGCCGGCAGGAAGCGGUUUCUCAGCUGCAGCAGGAGCUGCAGAGCGAAGAGCAGAACACCCACCCCCGGGAGCGAGUGCAGCUGCUGGCCAAGAAGCAGGCGCUGCAGGAGGCGCUGCAGGCGCUGCAGGUGGCGCUGUGCAGCCAGGCCAAGCUGCAGGCCCAGCAGGAGCUGCUGCAGGCCAAGGUGGCCCUGCUGGGCCCCGGCGAGGCCCCACCCGUGCCGCUGCUGCAGGAUGACCGCCACUCCACGUCCUCCUCGGAGCCCGAGCGAGAAGGGGGACGGACACCCACCCUGGACAUCCUGAGGAGCCACAUCUCGGGGAUGGUGGAGAAGCAAGGCCGGAGCCAGAGGGGCGCUGCCCAGCCCCGGGGCCCUGACCAGGGUCCUGUCUGGGGCAGGAAGGAGAUCUUGCAGGAAUACCUGGAGAUCAGCAGCCUGGUGCAGGACGAGGUGGUGGCCAUUCACCAGGAGAUGGCCGCCGCUGCCGCCCGCAUCCAGCCGGAGGCCGAGUACCAGGGCUUCCUGCGGCAACACGGCUCUGCACCUGAUGUCCCCCCCUGCGUCACCUUUGACGAGUCCCUGCUGGAGGAGGGGGAGCUGCUGGAGCCUGGGGAGCUGCAGCUGAACGAGCUGACAGUGGAGAGCGUGCAGCACACGUGUGUGGACGCGGGCACGCGCACACUGGCCGCCUCGCCCAGGGACCUGGCCGCCCGCAACUGCCUGGUGACGGAGAAGAACGUGCUGAAGAUCAGCGACUUCGGGAUGUCCCGGGAGGAAGCGGACGGCGUCUACGCCGCCUCGGGGGGCCUCCGACAGGUCCCCGUGAAGUGGACCGCGCCCGAGGCGCUCAACUACGGUACCUGGGCGCGGCCCCGGGAGGCCGAGCGCGCACGGGGCCGCCGCUCACCGCCCGCCCGCCCGCCCGCAGGCCGCUACUCCUCCGAGAGCGACGUGUGGAGCUUCGGCAUCUUGCUGUGGGAGACCUUCAGCCUGGGGGCCUCCCCGUACCCCAACCUCAGCAAUCAGCAGACCCGGGAGUUCGUGGAGAAGGGGCGCGGGUGGAACUCCCGGCGUGUGCCCCCACCGCUGACCCCUCCACUGCCCCGCCAGCUGCCCCCACCCCUGCAGCUCGUCCCUGACACCCAGAAGCCGCUGCACGAGCAGCUGUGGUACCACGGGGCCAUCCCGCGGGCAGAGGUGGCCGAGCUGCUGGCGCACCCCGGGGACUUCCUGGUGCGGGAGAGCCAGGGCAAGCAGGAGUACGUGCUGUCCGUGCUGUGGGACGGCCAGCCACGCCACUUCAUCAUCCAGUGCGCCGACGGCCUCUACCGGCUGGAAGGCGAAGGCUUCCCCAGCAUCCCCCUGCUGGUCGACCACCUGCUGCGCACCCAGCAGCCCCUCACCAAGAAGAGCGGGGUGGUCCUGAGCAGGGCCGUGCCCAAGGACAAGUGGGUGCUGAACCACGAGGACCUGGUGCUGGGCGAACGGAUCGGCCGGGGGAACUUCGGUGAAGUGUUCAGUGGACGCCUGCGAGCGGACAACACCCUGGUGGCCGUGAAGUCCUGCCGGGAGACUCUCCCGCCCGAGCUCAAGGCCAAGUUCCUCCAGGAAGCGAAGAUCCUGAAGCAGUACAGCCACCCCAACAUCGUCCGGCUCAUUGGCGUCUGCACCCAGAAACAGCCCAUCUACAUCGAUGGUGGCCGCCCGGUAGCCGAGUCCCAGCAGAGGGUCACUCACGGCCUGGGCGCUGGGCGCCUGCGGACGUGUCGUGCCCACGUCACUGACGGGCGGCUGGGCCCGUGGAAGCCGCCGGCCAUGAAGCGGCCUGCUGGCGGCCUGGAGCAGCUUCAGCCCCGAGGGCCCUGCCCGCGUCCUCGCGCCCCACUCGGGGUCUUCCUGCUUUUGCUGCCGGCGCGAGAAGCCAGCACGUUCGGGGGCCUCGGGGGCCUGGCGGAGGCUGGGUGGCGUGAGGCCCCACCAGCAGCGGCCGGGGAAGCCGUGCCUGGCGCCGGAGGGCCGUGGGGCGCUUCCUGGGGCACCGGGAACGUUCUGUUUGAUGUCCGAGUGCCUCACCAGACGUGA
Molecule: messenger RNA, 3324 nt
Organism: Condylura cristata (star-nosed mole)
Lineage: Eukaryota; Metazoa; Chordata; Mammalia; Eulipotyphla; Talpidae
Gene: FES
Product: FES proto-oncogene, tyrosine kinase
Exons: 18
Coding region: 1-3324 (1107 amino acids)
Biological process (GO): protein phosphorylation; chemotaxis; cell adhesion
Molecular function (GO): ATP binding; protein tyrosine kinase activity
Source: RefSeq, a predicted model, not a curated record